This is a messenger RNA of Glarea lozoyensis ATCC 20868, 753 nucleotides long. RefSeq lists its product as uncharacterized. The transcript is spliced from 2 exons. Lineage: Eukaryota; Fungi; Ascomycota; Leotiomycetes; Helotiales; Helotiaceae. The record is from RefSeq and is a predicted model, not a curated record. The coding region runs from base 1 to 753 and encodes 250 amino acids.
AUGUUUGAAGUCUUUUAUUUAGCAUCAACAUGUCACAGAAAUAGGAACAUAUGGAUGAACAACGCAAAUUCCAUUUUUGAGACGGUGAGGUUCAACGACGUCUGGGCCGGACGACAAGCAUAUCAAUUCUUCCUGGCACAAUCUGGCACAAAUGAAACAGACACCAAGUCUGUCGAAGAUAUACGUCAAAUAGUAAGACAUUAUUCUGUCGUGGAAAACGCGAUUUUAGUAUUCGAGCGACAAAUCGUAUCUCGCGUAACAUCGGAUAAGUCUAUUCUCAACUACUGUUACGGUCCAUCCAGUACCCACCCUCCAACGCUGACAAUGAACGAGAGAUUUCGCUUUAUAAAAUCCUACUACACUCUCUGGUCCUUCCUCAACCUACCCCUCGACUCCUGGUACACUAACCUCAUAGCCCUCGAUCUAAGGGAGGUGUAUGUACUAUGGGAAAUGUGCAACCUACAACAAAGUAUCGGGAAAGAAGAAGCGAUUCCACCACAUCCUCAUCCGGACGCGGAUCCAGAUUCCUUUCUGGCGAUCCAUAAACAUGGACAAUCGCAGACGCGGAAGAGGUUACAAGCACUUAUUUCGCUAUAUGUUGAGAGGAUAUCCGUAGCAGACGCAUACAAUAUAUGGGAUUUAUACAAAGGCGAGGGAUCGCCGGGGUUUAUGGUGAUUUGGGACCAUUCGCAACCUUUUCUCGCAAUGUGUUGCGGGAUUCAGGAUAGGGAAGAGACGGCAUGGUAUGCUUAG